This is a messenger RNA of Huiozyma naganishii CBS 8797, 8016 nucleotides long. RefSeq names its product Gcn1p (gene GCN1). The coding region runs from base 1 to 8016 and encodes 2671 amino acids. Gene Ontology annotation, cellular component: cytosol. The record is from RefSeq and is a predicted model, not a curated record. The transcript has a single exon. Gene Ontology annotation, molecular function: protein kinase regulator activity; protein binding. Gene Ontology annotation, biological process: cellular response to amino acid starvation; regulation of translation. NCBI's taxonomy places the organism in Eukaryota, Fungi, Ascomycota, Saccharomycetes, Saccharomycetales, Saccharomycetaceae.
AUGCUUAUUUGGGAGGAGGUGAACUUAACAUUAGGUACGAGGGUCAAUGCCUCGCAGGUGACUCAGAGAGUCCCUUAUUUGGAAAAGUUGCAGAUGCUGGUUCAAAGUGAAACUUUGGAAGCUGGUCAAUUGAACUUUAUAUCCUCUAUUUUACUAAAAACAUAUGCAACAUACAAUGAUACCGCGUCUAAGAAAGUAGUUAUGCUCAUUUUUAAAGACAUAUUACGCUUGGAACCAAGACUUUUCAAAAUCUACCUACAGUUUAUCAUAGACCAGGUGUCCCCCCAUGUUGGUGUAAAAGCUGUUGCUGGUUAUCUAAAUUUGUUGGAGUGGAUUAAUUCCUUCUUGGAGUUUGCUUCUCAAGAUGAAACUACUCUCGAGUCACACGUCUCCAACUUCUUAGAAGCCCACUGUUUUAUUACUGGUGGUGUGGAAGCUGUAUUAGACAAUCAAGAGUCAACGAAAAAAUUACACAAGAAAAGAAACCAGCACAAUUCAAGGAUUCGCCAUAGUUUAAUUCAGUCUACGAGGCGGUCCCUGGUAUUUACUCUAGACAGAGAAAACGAUACCUCUAAGACGAUGGAUACUAUGUUGAACAUUUUGCUAGAUGAAAGCAUCAAAGCGAAAUUCCCACCUGCAGGUGUUGUGACUUAUAUUGGUGCACUUGUCCAGGCAGCAUUACAACUGCUUCAAAAGAAACCUGCUCUAUACAACUUGUUACAAGAAAAAUACGUCGAGAAAUACUGUGCCUUCAUUGGGAAGGAAGUUAUCAUCGGAAAGGCUCCAGUUUCAACUGCCUGUUUAGAAAGCUCGCUUUCUCCAUUUAUUAAGGAGUUUAUCAAUGAAGAGCUAUUCAAAACCUCAUUCCUGCCAAACCUUGAGAAAGGUAUUCUUAGAGCUCCAGAAAAUGGUUUUAACAUCGCUGCCGAGUUUUACAGUGCAGUGGAUUUUGGUAAGAUUGAUAUCUUGAAUAUUUUUGUUUCAUCGAAACUGAUGACUCAAACAUUUUCCAACCUAAAAAGUUCCAAGGAACCUGUGAAAAUGGCUGCUUUGAAUUCGAUUGUGGCGUUAUUGUCGAAUGCACCACCUCAAAAGCUGGCUGAACCAGAUUUGGAGAAACUUGUUGAUGAAGUUUUCAAGAAUAUCAAGGCGAACUUAAACGCAGAGUAUAAAUCACUGGCCUCGAAAAUCCUUAUCAAGGUGCCAGUCAACUCUCAAACAGUUUCUUCCAAGCUAGUCACCGGUCUGUCCAAUUAUAUUUUGAAGGAAUCGAAUGAAGCUGCUUUGUCGUUAUUGCUAGAUGCAUUUUUCACACAUUACUUUUCUCUUCCUGACUUGAUUGAGGAAAUUAACAAAACCAUCAAGGCUGGUCUAAAUGAAAAGAAGGUUAAUCUGAAAAAAUUAUGGAUGAUCUCAUUUUUAAAACACUGCUCUCAGGCCUCAGCUGAACUGCUCGAUGUUUUCUCAGAAAGCUUAAUGGAAUUCUUCUCUGAAACCAUGAAUAAUCAAAAUAAGCAUGAUCACAAUAGCAUUUUGGCAUGUUCAGAGUACAUUGAUAGAGUCGAAACCCUAGCUAUGGGAGAGCUAACUUCAAAGAUACACGGUGUAAUAGAAAAUCUGCCAGCUGAAUUUUAUUAUGGUGAUUCCCAUGUCAAUGCCACUCUAUCCACAAUUUUGCCCUAUAAUGAUCGUAUUCAUGCAGCUAAACUAUUGAGGCGGGCAUUCGAACGGAAUCCCAAAUUAGUCGGUUUAGGCGUCGUCAGAUCGCUCGAAAAGAAAAUUCAGGUGAAUAAAUCAACUUUGACGGAACAGAAUGUUGCUUUUAAGUUUAGUGCCCCAAUUUUCAACGCUAUUUCAUGCCCCGUUAGCGAUAAACUAGCUCAGCAAGAAGUUUUGGUGCAGUUGUUAAUUAUUUCACAAUAUCCAUUCCAACUGAAAAAUGGAUGGGCUGGGCUGGUGCUCAAUGCGGGAAUGAACCCCUCUAUGAUCAUUGCAGAGAAUUCAUCUCAGAUAAUGGAGCGUAUUCUUGCUGUUACUAACGACAACAGUAUGAAUGGCACACCACUGUACGAAUGUGUACUAAAGGCCGCGGCUUACUCAUCAUUUGUAAAUCCUAAGGCAAUGGCCCCAUUACUGGUAAAGACCAUUGAAUCUGAUCUAGCAACCAAAGACAUUACCAAGUACACCACUACCGAUCUGGAAAUCUGGAAAGGGGAAGAAGGAACCAUGGUCAUUGAUGUUGUAGAUAAACAAACGGCCAGCAAACUGGCAGAUAAAAACUCCAAGGACUACGAAACUCUAAAGUGGGAAGAAAGCAUAAAAAAGAAGCAAGCGAUGAAGACUGCUAAGAAAUAUACCAAAGAACAACAGGUUCUGGUAAAUGAACAAUUGAAAAAGGAAUCGACCAUAAGAUCUGAAAUAUCAGCUGCAGUAUCGAAAAUCAAGCGUGGUAUUCAGUUGAUCAACUAUUUGAGUAAAGACGCGCUCAUGGUGGACAACGGUAUACAGACAUGGUUUCCAACUGCCAUCACCAAAUUAUUAGAGUUGGCACAGAUCGAACUAUCUUCUAAGCUAGUGGAUGGUGCAGUCAAUGAUGCAUUCUUGAAUGUCUCGUCUAAUGUGUCUGACAGACUAGAUAGUACUAGAUUAUUCAUUGGUUUAGCAAUUCUACGUGUCCAUAAAGUGGCCAACAUUUCAGAAAACUAUAUGCAAGAAUCACUAACUGAACUUGUAUCAAGAGUUUUGUUCAGAAUAAAAUUUGUUGCUAACCAAAAUGCCCUAGAUUCUAUUAGCUUGACCUACUUGCUGCCUUUGUUGAUCAACGUCUUACACGAGGGUAUGGCAGUCGCCCUGAAGAACGCUAGUAAGCCUGUUCACAGAACAGAGUUUGUGGAAGAAGACAAAGAAGAGGAACAUUUGUUAUUGGCUAUGGAAAUUAUUUCAAUUCACGCACAGGCGUUCCAGGAUUCCUCAAUUCCUAGAGUUCCCAUUAUUGGUGUUCUGCUCUCUUUGUUGGGGCUGGCUUCCAAGGCAAAAUUUGCCAAGGAUUGUUUCAACGCAUUAUGUCAAAGCAUUUCAAUAUCCCCAACUAAGGACGAUCUGGCUAUCAUAUUAUCGCAUUUAUUAUCACCCAACCCCUUUGUCCGCGCCACUGUUUUGGAGACCUUGGACAAUGAAUUUGAACUUGAACCGUACAUGAAAUGGUCACCUGAGGUUUUCAUCUGUAGGUUUGAAUCGGAUGCAGGUAACCGUGAAUUGGCUGAUUUUAUUUGGGAGUUCAGUCACUUCACUGUCACUGAAGAACUGUUAAAGUCUUUGUUAAACUUCUUUGAUAAGGAUGAUAGUGGCCUUCGUUUAUUUGUUGCUAGAGCUUACGCCGCGGCCACAUUUGCUCUGGAAAAGGAGGACAGUGCACUCCUGAAAAGCAGCAUUGGUAUGCUCAUGGAUUUUUACAAAGGGAAAGCCAAACCCUUGGAAGACGUUAUCGAUGAGUUCGGUUUGGUUACUAUCAGUGCGUCCGACCGUAAAGAUACGUGGCAGGAUAGAAGUACAGCAGCCAUUGCUUUGAAGGAACUAAGUGUCGGCUUGAAGGAUGACACUGAAGAUGUGGUAGAUAUUAUCAAGUUUCUGAUUCAGGAUGGUCCUCUUGGUGACACUUCGGCUCUAGUUCGUCAAGAAAUGAAGGAAGCAGGGAUUGAAGUUAUUGCUCUGCAUGGAGCUGAAAAAUCCGAGGAACUGAUUCCGAUUUUUGAACAAUCCCUAACUUCUAAAACGUCUACGACUAUCAAAGAAAAUGUCAUUAUUUUGUAUGGUACGUUAGCGAGGCAUUUGCAAAAAGAUGACCCGAGAAUCCACACCAUCGUUGAUAGACUAUUAGCUACGCUGGAUACUCCGUCUUCAGAGGUCCAGCAGGCGGUUUCUGCUUGUAUUUCUCCGUUGGUUUCUCAAUUUAGGGAUAAUGUCGAAAGCCAUAUCAACGAUUUGAUGUCAAAACUUCUAGAUCCUAACCUACCUACUAGUGUUAAAAAAGGUGCCGCGUGGGGUAUUGCGGGUCUGGUGAAAGGUUACGGUAUUCUGGCUUUGUCUGAGUUUGAUAUCAUUCGUAAUUUAAUCGAAGCCGCUGAAGACAAGAAGGAACCCAAACGCCGUCAAUCUGUUGCGUACUUAUUCGAAUAUCUGUCGCUAUCUCUAGAGGAGUACUUUGAACCCUACAUCAUUGAAAUAUUGCCAAAUAUUUUGAAGAAUCUUGGGGAUUCUGUUCCAGAAGUCCGUGACGCAACAGCUCAAGCAACAAAGGUCAUUAUGGCCCAUACUACCAGUUAUGGUGUUACAAAAUUGAUUCCAGUGGCCAUUUCAAACUUGGAUGAAAUUGCAUGGCGGACGAAGAGGGGUUCUGUUGAACUGUUGGGUAAUAUGGCGUAUUUGGAUCCUACGCAACUUUCUGCAUCUCUGUCAACCAUUGUUCCUCAGAUCGUUGGUGUCUUGAACGACUCACAUAAAGAGGUUCGUAAGGCUGCAGACGAAUCAUUAAAACGUUUUGGUGAAGUUAUCAGAAACCCUGAAAUCCAACAAAUGGUUCCAGUUCUUAUCAAGGCCAUUGGCGAUCCUACGAAGUAUACGGAAGAUGCAUUGGAUGCGUUGAUCCAGACCCAGUUUGUUCAUUACAUCGAUGGGCCAUCUUUGGCUUUGAUCAUCCAUGUUAUUCAUCGUGGUAUGCACGAAAGGUCAGCAAACACCAAGAGAAAGGCCUGUAAAAUUGUCGGGAACAUGGCUAUUCUGGUAGAUACAAAGGAUUUAUUGCCAUAUCUACAGCAAUUGAUAGAUGAAGUAGAGAUUGCUAUGGUAGAUCCUGUUCCAAAUACCAGAGCCACAGCUGCUCGUGCACUUGGUGCUUUAGUGGAAAGAUUAGGUGAAGAGCAAUUCCCAGAUUUGAUUCCUCGUCUGUUGGAUACUUUGAGUGACGAAACAAAAGCGGGUGAUCGCUUGGGUUCCGCUCAAGCUUUGGCUGAAGUUAUAAGUGGUUUAGGUUUGUCCAAGCUAGAAGAACUGUUGCCAACAAUCUUAAGUGGGGUUUCCAGUUACCGCUCGUAUGUUAGAGAAGGUUAUGCGCCCUUGUUGUUAUUUAUCCCAAUCUGCUUUGGUGCUCAAUUUGCCCCAUACAUUAAUCAAAUUAUUCAACCCAUUCUGGCUGGCCUUGCUGACGUUGACGAAAAUAUUCGCGACACUGCGCUGAAAGCUGGUAAAUUGCUUGUCAAGAAUUACGCCUCCAAGGCUAUUGACUUACUGUUACCUGAACUGGAGAGGGGUAUGUUUGAUGAAAAUGAGCGGAUCCGUUUGUCUUCUGUUCAGCUAACAGGAGAAUUGUUGUUCCAGGUUACUGGUAUCUCUUCAAGAAAUGAAUUUUCUGACGAAGAUGGUGAGUAUCACGGAGAAGUUUCAAACAAGAUUGUUGACAUCCUGGGUCAAGACCGCCGUGACAGAGUUUUGGCUGCCUUGUUUGUGUGCAGAAACGACUCGUCGGGUAUUGUCCGUGCUUCUACUGUUGAUAUCUGGAAGGCGUUGGUGCCAAAUACUCCUCGUGUUAUCAGAGAGGUUCUCCCAACUUUGACUGUGAUGAUCGUCACUAACUUGGCGUCCUCGUCUAGCUCUUUGCGUAACAUUGCUGCUCAGACACUAGGUGAUAUGGUCCGUCGUGUCGGUGGGAAUGCUCUGUCUCAAUUGCUACCUACUUUAGAUGAGUCAGUGGCAGAUGCCACCAAUCCUGAUUCCAGACAAGGUGUUUGUAUCGCGCUGUAUGAAUUGAUUGAAUCUUCGAAUACAGAUGCCUUGGAAGAGUUCUUCCCAAUCAUUGUCAACAUUAUUCGUCAAACAUUGAUUGAUAGUAGUAAGUCGGUCAGACAGGCGGCUGCAGCCUCCUUUGACGCAUUCCAAACGGUUGCUGGUAAGGUUGCUAUUGAUGAGGUCAUUCCUUACCUUUUGAACAUGCUGGGUACUUCCGAAAAGUCGGAAAAUGCUCUGUUGGGUCUUCAAGACAUUAUGUCCACAAAAUCAGAAGUUAUCUUCCCGGUUUUGAUUCCAACCCUACUGGCUCCACCAAUAGACUCGUUCAGAGCAUCCGCCUUGGGGUCGUUAGCCGAAGUUGCUGGUUCAGCGCUGUACAAACGUUUGUCGGUUGUAGUAAACUCGUUAGUCGAUGCCAUCGUCUCUUCUACCUCUGAAGAAGAGCGUGAGUCUUUGAACAAUGCUAUGGACAAGGUAUUCUUGUCGGUUACAGAAGAAGAAGGGUUGCAUCCUCUGAUGCAGCAGAUAAUGGCUUUGCUGAAGAACGAAAACAUGGAAAAGCGUAUUGCAGUUUUGGAUCGCCUACCAAACUUCUUCGAAAAAACAGUUUUGAAUUUGGACGUGUAUGUUCCUGACUUUGUCAGUAAUGCUAUAUUGUUUAUGGAUGACAAGGACCCAAGAGUUGUGAAGGGUAAUUGUGAUGCGUUGACUGUUUUGCUGAAGAAGCAAGACAAGGCUAUGUUGGAGAGAUUAGUUAAACCAGCUAAACAAAGCUUAGCGAUGGUCGGAACUCCACGCAGUGACUUGGCCGCCUUUACCUUACCAAGAGGCCCCAACUGUGUUCUGCCAAUCUUUUUGCAUGGUUUGAUGUAUGGUUCGAAUGAUGAGCGUGAGGCCUCUGCUUUGGCGAUUGCGGACGUUGUUUCCAAGACGCCUUCGGCUAAUUUAAAACCGUUUGUUAGUGUCAUCACAGGUCCUCUAAUUCGUGUUGUUGGGGAAAGAUUCAGCAGUGAUAUCAAGGCUGCUAUUCUCUUUGCAUUGAAUAUUCUGUUUAUGAAGAUCCCACAAUUUUUGAGACCAUUCAUCCCUCAAUUGCAAAGGACAUUUGUGAAAUCCUUAUCUGAUUCCACCAAUGAAACCCUGCGUUUGCGUGCUGCUAAAGCACUGGGUACCUUGAUUGAGUAUCAACCUCGUGUUGAUCCACUGGUAAUUGAGUUGGUCAGUGGUACGAAGCAAACCUCUGAUGAGGGUGUCAAAACAGCAAUGUUGAAGGCCUUGCUGGAAGUUGUUACUAAAGCUGGUUCGAAGUUGAAUGAAACAUCGAAAUCAAACAUCGUCAACUUAGUUGAAGAAGAAAUGCUAGUGAGUAACGAUAAGAUGGCCAUUGCAUAUGCUAAGUUAAUUGGCUCUUUGUCUGAGAUCUUAUCCAGCGAAGAGGCAGCACACAUUUUGAAGGACAAAGUCUUGGAUGUUUCAUUAGAGGGCAACUCGGGUAAGUUCGCCAUUUUGACUGUAAACUCUUUCCUAAGCGAUGCGCCAGGCCAUAUCUUCCAAGAAUCAAUGGUGAGUCACUUUGUUGAUUACAUCAUUAGCUCGAUCAACUCCUCUGACGUUUACUUCAGUGAUAACGGUGUUAUUGCUGCUGGUAAGAUGCUGCUUCUGAUUAACGAGACUAAGUCUCCGAAGUCGAAAGUGGAGUGCAAUUCUGUCCUAAUUCUUUCUGAGGAAAAUAUCGCAAAGUUGACCAACAUUUUGUCUCUUGCGAUGAUCCGGCCAGUUAGCAACUCUAGUGAUACUAGAAGACUAUGUUUGGUAGUCACUAGAACUGUCGCAAGAUUCAAAUUUGAUGUUUGUGUCAAGCCUUACUUGGACAUUUUGGGCCCAUCUGUGUUUGCUUGUCUGCGUGAUCCCGUUAUUCCAAUCAAGCUUGCCGCAGAGAAGGCAUAUUUGGCCAUAUUCAAGCUGAUUGAGGAGCCCGACAUGGAGACAUUCCAAGGGUGGUUUGAACAGUUAUCUGCUGGUGGUACUGCCAGUGUUGAUACUGUGGCUAACACCACGAUUCAAUUGAGGUCCAUUGGUGACUACACGAAGAGGGUUGGUAAGAGACUAGCCAACGUUGAAAGAGAAAGAAUCGCUGACGGUGGUGAUGCGGAAACGUUGUACAGUGACAGGUUCGAGGAUGAGACUGAGAUCUGGGCUGUUGGUGGUGUUGAACUAAACCCGGAUGCUGUGUGA